Messenger RNA from Kluyveromyces marxianus DMKU3-1042, 1587 nucleotides. It is a transcript of the gene RRN7, whose product is annotated as Rrn7p. The transcript has a single exon. Gene Ontology annotation, cellular component: RNA polymerase I core factor complex; RNA polymerase transcription factor SL1 complex. The record is from RefSeq and is a predicted model, not a curated record. Bases 1 to 1587 code for a protein of 528 amino acids. Gene Ontology annotation, biological process: RNA polymerase I preinitiation complex assembly; nucleolar large rRNA transcription by RNA polymerase I. Gene Ontology annotation, molecular function: RNA polymerase I core promoter sequence-specific DNA binding. Lineage: Eukaryota; Fungi; Ascomycota; Saccharomycetes; Saccharomycetales; Saccharomycetaceae.
AUGUCAACUUAUAUCAAAGGUCCAAUAUGCGGUGUUGAUAAUUGUAGAAGCAGAUUAUGGCGUAUAAUUAAUGGUAGAAGAACAUGUCAGUAUGGACAUGUUAUGGAAGGUGAUGUGGAGUUCAACGACGAUGAGGACGAUAUCAACGCUAUGGGUGUAGUGACCAGAAGAUUGAAUCUAACCACCAAUGCGACUGGUAAUUUUCAGUCUAGUUUUAGCAUUUCACAAUCACAAAGGUCUGCCUUAGAGGCUAAUAAGACGGAAAAGACAUACGGCAGAGAGGGGCAGGUACUCUUCAUCAAAAGUUUUCAGUACAUCUUGAAGCGUCAAACUGACUGGUUAAUCAGUCAUGAAAGCUUUCCUGACUCAUACUCUGAUUUGGUGAAACUUAUAUGGGCUAUGCAUUUGGAGCAUGCUGACUCUAUCUUAUAUCCACAUGAUAGUGGUGCAGAUUCUAGCAGGAAUCCUAACGCUGGGCUUAAUCAUACAGACAGCCAAUAUAGUAGUGGAGGGCGCAGAGAAAAUGGUGUAAAUAAGCUAAAGCUAUCGAUGGUAUCUACCAUAUCAAUUCAUUAUCUAGCGUGUUUGCAUCUAGGCUUGCCGGUUUUUUCAAAUGAUAUACUACGAUGGAUAUGCGUAGACGGAUUACCAUACUUCAGGUCACAUCAUUUGCUUCCGAAGGAGUGGCAAGAAAGGCUUCCUAACUAUUAUUUACAAAUACUCGAUGGUGGGAAACCACCUCACGAGAUGCAGCUUCAGCAUAAAAUUGCCCAGUGUGCCGAAUUAAUAGAAUUCAAAACGCAUUUCCGGUAUACAUUGACUGCUCCAGUGUUACUUCUAAAGCUUACAUUACUAGAGAGAAUACCCGGUGAGUUUUACUUCUUCGCGAGAGAACUGUUGAGACUUGUAAAUGACACAGAAGAAUUGCCAAUAUUAACGUACGAGGAUAACCAUUACAGGAAGCCGCAUCAGUAUCCAGAAAUCGGGAUCUGUGCCGCCUUUAUUGCUUGCAUAAAGAUAAAACUACUACAAGAUGAACAAUUACCGAACGCUAAAUAUAAUUCCAAAUUUGCGGAAACAUGGCUUCGCAUGUCAAAGCUGGUCGAAGACGAUCCAAGAGAAAAAUUCUCUAAAGCGAACCUGAUACUUAAAAUGACAUACAAACCUGCCACAGCUUUGCUGGAGGAACCACAAGAACAGCUAUCAAGCAUUGCCACUGAGGCAUACCUAGACUGGAUUGAAAAGAAUUUACUUCCAACGGAACAAUCCCACCUAGAAUCUACACAAACUCUAGAUGAUAAAAUUGCAAAACGGAAAUUACACAACAUUGUACCAUUAAAAAAACCGUCAUCGUCUGAAAAUAUUUCACCAACUUUUUCAUCGACACUAAUAGACGAUAUCCAGUCACGGUUCUUAGAGUUCUCAUCUCUCUAUGAUCAAAAUACUGGUGACAAUACCACAUCCGUUCAUCGCAUGGUCGAUACACUUAUUGAACAUAUCUCUCUAAGUUUCGGCCUCAGUAGUGACCAAUUGAGAGAAGCGAUAGAGCACGUGAUUAAUACCGCAUGUUCGUCGUUAGACGCAUGA